Salarias fasciatus (jewelled blenny) is the source of this 1019-nucleotide messenger RNA. Its product is annotated as neuroguidin-like. Bases 13 to 969 code for a protein of 318 amino acids. Gene Ontology annotation, cellular component: nucleolus; small-subunit processome. The transcript is spliced from 11 exons. The record is from RefSeq and is a predicted model, not a curated record. Lineage: Eukaryota; Metazoa; Chordata; Actinopteri; Blenniiformes; Blenniidae. Gene Ontology annotation, biological process: maturation of SSU-rRNA from tricistronic rRNA transcript (SSU-rRNA, 5.8S rRNA, LSU-rRNA).
UCUGAAAUUAAAAUGGCUGCCUCCGUAAACAACGAUUUGAUUGAAAGCGAUUUGCCCAAAGCAGUUGAGCUGCUGAAUAAUCUCACAGAGCAGGUGGCUUCAGUCACAAGUCAUGUCCAGGGGAUCCUGGCUAAAGUCAAAGAUGGAGCCUUUAAAACCUCACAGGGUUUAUCUUUCCUGGACCUCCGGUACCACCUGCUGCUCUUCUACCUGCAGGACCUCACUCACCUGAUCAGCAUCAAGACGGAAGGAGGCCGAAUCAAAGAGAGCGAGGCUCUGGACAGAGUGGUCACCAUCAGAACUGUUUUGGAGAAAAUGCGACCUUUAGACCACAAACUGAAGUAUCAGAUUGAUAAGCUGGUGCGGACCGCUGUGACCGGCAGUUUAGCUGAGAACGACCCGCUGCAGCUGCGUCCCAACCCUGGAAAUCUCAUCAGCAAACUGAGUGAUUCUGAGGAGUCUGAAGAUGAAGACAAGAACAAAGACGAUUCGGAGAAGAAAGCAGCUCCCUCUAGUGGCAGGAAAUAUAUACCACCCAAGAUUGCCCCAAUGCAUUAUGACGGAGACGUGACGGAGGCCGACAGGAAGAAGAUGCAGGCGGAGCGGCAGCGGCGAGCCGCUCUCCGGAGCUCGGUGAUCCAGGAGCUGAGGCAGCAGUACAGCGACGCCCCCGAGGAGAUCCGGGAGCGGCGGGACUUCCAGAGCGAGCGCGAGAGCCGCGAGGAGCUCCACAGGAAAAACUACGAGGAGUCGAUGAUGGUGCGUCUGAACAUGCCGAAGCAUCAGAAGAACUCCAAGAAGAGAGGCAUGAUGGCCAUGUCGGGCCAGCUGAGCGGCAUCACACACUUCAGCGACAUCUCGGCUCUGACGGGCGGCGAGGGCGCACCGGAAGGAGACGGUCGACCCAGGAAGAAGAAGAAAGUCAUGAAGAAGAAAACCAAAAGAAAGGCCUUCAAGAAACACAAAUAAAUCACAAGAUGAGGAUUUCCUACAACAAGCUUUUUUUUUUUUUUUUGAGA